AUGCAGCUCUUCACAGCCUUGCAUCAAGCCCAGACAGCCCGAGUCAGCGUUGAUCAAGGUCGGACAACACCCCCGCAAUAUGCAGCACGUCACAGCCUCGCACCAAAGCCAAACGUGUGCGUCAGUAUUGGACCGAGUUCAGAGAGUGUCCAUCCCAUAAAUUGCUUGAGACCGUUGUACAUUCGCACUCGCUUGUUCGGAAUCUGUUGUGUUCCCUUUUGUGAGUCUUUUUCUCCGGCACUAGGCACUGGAGCGGGUGUAUUGUGGAAUUCAUUUCAGAUCCAACAGCUGUCUGUUCAGCUAGAUCAGCUUAGUCGGGAAUAUCAAAAUCAAGAACGUAACAUGGAGCAAAUGACUAUCGAACUGAGUACCGCUCAAGCACAAACCGCCGAUGCCAGAAGAGAAACACAACAACUUCGUGACCAAAUAUCCCGAAGACACAGCCUCCAGUCGGAUCGGAAGCCAGAUGAGGACACCGUGCAAGUGCUACGUGAGGAGAUUAAAGAGACUUCGGCCGCAAAGCGGCACCUCGAAGAGCAGUUGGAUGCGUUACAGAACGAUCUAGAAGCUUCCAGAAGGCAGCUCGAGGAGAAGACGCAAACAAUUGAAAUGCUGGAGAAUACUAAGCUCAAGCAGUACCAAGAAGAGAUAGCGAACCUUCAGCGUGAACUUCAAUCGGCUCGAUAUCAAAUCGAAAAUCUUGGAGGACCAGUUGAGCCUGGAACUGGGGCCAGGGGAUCGCCACUGAAGGUUGAGAUCGACUCAUUGAAACGUGAAAUAGUCAAACGGGAUGAUGCGAUCAUUCGCAUGGAAAAAGACUGUCAAGAGAAACAUCUACGCCGCAUUGAUGCUAUGCAGGCUCAAUUACGUCGUUUCGAAGAAGAGACUGGGAACUUGAACAAAGUGCUGGAUGAACAGCGUGCCGGGUUGGAAGAGCGCGACCGUCUAAUUCGACAGCUGCGAUCCAAUCAGAAUCAAACAUCCAGUGUCGAGCUGGAGAAACUUCGCGCUGAGCAUGCCAGAUGUCAAGAACAGUUUGACAAGCAAACCAAGCGAAUCAACACAUUGUCUCAACAGAUAGAAAGUCAGUCAGACGAAAUUCUGGCCAUAAAGUUUUGGCAUCCUGGCAGUACUCCAGACAUCGUGCUUUCGGGUUGCAUGGCAGCUGGCUUCCAAAAGGGAGCUAAGGCCGAACGACUUUUUGAGGCAAAUAUUGCGUUGAUGGAAUUGACUGCUCCCAAAAACGCGGCUUCCAAUCAAGCUCUGGACAAGAUGCGUACCGAACGGGACCAACUUCAAAUGCAACAAAGACAAUUG
This is a messenger RNA of Opisthorchis viverrini, 1317 nucleotides long. RefSeq lists its product as hypothetical. The annotation marks the transcript as partial. Lineage: Eukaryota; Metazoa; Platyhelminthes; Trematoda; Opisthorchiida; Opisthorchiidae. The record is from RefSeq and is a predicted model, not a curated record. The transcript has 9 exons.